Molecule: messenger RNA, 1485 nt
Organism: Vairimorpha ceranae
Lineage: Eukaryota; Fungi; Microsporidia; Nosematidae
Exons: 1
Coding region: 1-1485 (494 amino acids)
Source: RefSeq, a predicted model, not a curated record
AUGCUACCUAAUUUUAUUUAUUUUUUAUCCCUCAUGAACAAAGAACUAAAAUUAUGUGUGGCUACUAGAAAGUUAGAAAAUAAAUAUGCAACAUUAAAACUUACAAAAAGUAAAAUGAUUAUAAAUUUAUUGAAAGAAAAACUUGUUAUUAAAUCAUCAGAAAUUAGCGAUUUAAAUAAUAAAAUAGAAAGUUUAGAAAAUGAAAUGAAUGUUAUAAAACAGAGUAAUAAUGAAUUAGAGAAUACAAAAUUGGAGCUAGAAGCACUUGAUUCUAAAAAUAAAAAUUUAUUAUCACAGUUAGAAAAUAUAAAUGCAGAAAAUGAAAAAAAUAAACAAGAGUUAAAAAAAGUUAAAAAAGAAUUAGAUAAAAAUAAAAAGUUAAUUGAAACUAAUAAAGAAAAAACAAAAAAGGAAGAAGACAGAAAUAAAAUUGAUAUUAAACCAUUACAAGAUGAAAUUAAAUCUAAUUUACAAAUUAUUAAUGAUCUUAAAAUACAAAAUAAAAAACUAGAAACAGAAUUAAUAAAUGCACGUGCAGAAAAUAAUUUGCCUGAAAAAUCAUUUAAAAAUAUCGAAAAUGAAAAUAAAAAAUUGAUAAAUGAAAAUUUAAGGCUAUUGAAAGAAAAUAAUAAUUUAAUUGUAGAAAAAGAAAAUUUAUCAAAAAAGAUUUCUAAUGUAGAGAAUAUUAAUAAAGAAAAUUUAUAUUUGAAAAAAUUAGUAGAAACUCUAGAGAAAUCAAAUACUAAGACUCAGAAAAAUAUAAAUGAAUCAAGCAACAUAGCUAAGAUAUUUGAAGGACUUAACUAUAAAAUUGAUGAUUUAAAAAAUGAAUUUACUAAUAAAAAUAAUGAGAUUAAUGAAGAAAUAAAACAAUUUAAAUUAUUAAUAAAUGAAAAGGGUGGCAAUGACACACUGAAAGAUAAUACUAUAAAGAUAUUGAAAGAAAGUCUUAAAAUUAAAGAUAAGCUAUUGGGUCAAAAAACAAAAAAAGACAAUUUUGAUUUUGCACCUGAUGUUGUAGAAAAUGAAAUAGUUUAUGGAGAUGUUCCUGUGAUUAAAAAGUGUAAAGUUGAUAAAAAUAUAAAAAAUCCUGUUCAGAAAAUUAAGUCGCAAAUAAAAAAAGAAGAAGAAAAGCUUGGAGAAAUAAAUUUGGGUAAAAAUGAGAAUAUGAAUAUAAAAACGAUAAGUGAAAAGAAAAAGGAAGUUAAGAGUAAACAAAAAGAAAAGAAGGAUAAUAAAAGUAAAAAAAUGACAUCUAAUAAAGAAGUAGAGAUCAAUAAUGAUCUAAAAAAUAUAAAUAUUGGUGACAAUAAAGUAAAUAGUAUUCCUUUUGUAUCAGAAAAUAAGUCACUUUUAUCUCAAGGGACCAUCUUUGAUGAAAUUGUAAAAAAGAAUACAAAAUCUUUUCCUGCAAAAAAUAAUACAUCCUUUUUUGCGAACUUAACUUUUGAAGAUUCAAGUCCAGUACAGAAAAGAUAUGAAUAG